Pelecanus crispus (Dalmatian pelican) is the source of this 3642-nucleotide messenger RNA. NCBI's taxonomy places the organism in Eukaryota, Metazoa, Chordata, Aves, Pelecaniformes, Pelecanidae. The record is from RefSeq and is a predicted model, not a curated record.
AUGUUGAAGUUUAAAUGCGGCGCCCGAAAUCCAGUAGAGGCAGGACCGAUGGAGCCCAUCACCAGCCGAAUUUCUCGGUUAAAUCUGCUCUUUCAGGGGAAGCCACUCUUUCUGACUCAACAGCAGAUGUCUCCUCUCUCCCGGGAAGGCAUCCUUGAUUCUUUAUUCGUUCUUUUUGAAGAAUGCAAAAACCCUGCUUUAAUGAGAAUUAAACAUGUUGGCAACUUUGUCAAGAAGUAUGCAGAGACUAUAGCUGAAUUAAGGGAACUGCAACCCAGUGUGAAGGACUUUGAAGUAAAGACUGUGGUUGGCUGUGGUCACUUUGCAGAUGUAAAAGUAGUAAGAGAGAAAGUUACUGGUGAUGUAUAUGCUAUGAAGGUGAUGAGCAAGGAGUCCUUGUUGGCGCAGGAGCAUGUGUCAUUUUUUGAGGAAGAACGUAGUAUAUUAUCUCAGAGUACCAGUCCAUGGAUUCCACAGUUACAAUAUGCAUUUCAAGACAGGAAAAAUCUCUACUUGGUUAUGGAGUAUCAGCCUGGAGGGGACUUACUGUCACUCUUAAACCGGUAUGAGGACCAACUAGAUGAGAGUAUGGUGCAGUUUUAUCUUGCAGAGUUGGUUUUAGCCAUUCACAGUGUCCAUCAGAUGGGUUAUGUACACCGAGAUAUCAAGCCAGAGAAUGUUCUUAUUGACCGAACAGGACACAUUAAACUGGUGGACUUUGGGUCAGCUGCCAAAAUGACAGUGAACAAAAUGGUAAAUGCCAAGCUACCUGUUGGCACACCUGACUACAUGGCACCAGAAAUGCUAACGGGGUUGAAUGGAGAUGGCAAAGCUUCUUAUGGUCCAGAAUGUGACUGGUGGUCCCUAGGAGUCAUUGCGUAUGAAAUGAUUUAUGGAAGAUCUCCGUUCACUGAAGGGACUUCAGCAAAAACUUUCAAUAACAUCAUGAACUUCCAGAGAUUUCUGAAGUUCCCAGAGGAUGUGAAAGUUAGUAGUGAAUUUCUUGAUCUGAUCCAGAGCCUGCUUUGCGGGCAGAAGGAAAGGCUGGGUUAUGAGGGACUCUGCUGCCAUCCAUUUUUUUCUAAAAUUGACUGGAAUGAUAUCCGUAACUCUCCUCCCCCCUUCGUUCCUUCUCUCAAGUCUGAUGAUGACACCUCAAAUUUUGAUGAACCAGAGAAGAAUUCGCGGGUUUUAUCCUCUACGCGCCAGUUGAACCCAGCAGGCUUCUCGGGUGAAGAUUUGCCGUUUGUGGGGUUUUCAUUCAUCAAGGCAUUAGGGAUCCUCAGAUCAGAAUCUGUUUUUUCAAGUGUGGAUUCUCCAGCUAAGGUCAGCUCCAUGGAAAAGAAACUUCUGCUCAAGAGCAAAGAACUCCAAGACGCCCAGGACAAGUGUCACAAGAUGGAGCAGGAAAUGACGCGGUUGCACCGGAGAGUGUCAGAGGUGGAGGCUGUACUUAGCCAAAAGGAGGUGGAACUGAAAGCCUCUGAGACCCAGCGAUCCCUCCUGGAGCAGGACCUGGCCACCUAUAUCACAGAAUGCAGUAGCUUAAAGCGAAGCCUGGAGCAGGCACGGAUGGAGGUGUCUCAGGAAGAUGACAAGGCACUACAACUACUUCAUGAUAUCAGAGAGCAAAGCCGAAAACUGCAAGAGAUAAAAGAACAGGAAUAUCAAGCUCAAGUAGAAGAAAUGAGGUUGAUGAUGAAUCAAUUAGAAGAGGAUCUUAUUUCAGCUCGCAGGCGUAGUGAUCUUUAUGAAUCGGAGUUGAGAGAGUCCCGACUGGCAGCUGAAGAAUUCAAACGUAAAGCUACUGAAUGUCACAACAAAUUGCAAAAGGUUAAAGAUCAAGGAAAAAAUGAAGCAGGAGAGUUGUAUACCAAAUUGGAGAAGAUCAAUACAGAGCAGCAGGCCAAAAUCCAGGAGCUGCAGGAAAAGCUGACAAAGGCUGUGAAAGCGAGUUCAGAGGCAACUGAACUUCUUCAGAAUAUCCGUCAAGCAAAGGAGAGAGCUGAGAAGGAGUUAGAGAAACUGCAGAAUCGGGAAGAUUCUAAUGAAAGCAUGAAGAAGAAAUUGCUUGAAGCGGAGGAACGGCGACAUUCUCUGGAGAAUCAAGUGAAGAGAUUAGAGACUGUGGAACGAAGAGAAAACCGUCUAAAGGAAGAUAUUCAAACUAAAUCUCAACAGAUUCAACAGAUGGCAGAAAAAAUUCUGGAGCUGGAAGAAAAGCAUCGUGAGGCUCAGAUUGCAGCACAACAUCUGGAGUUGCAGCUGAAACAGAAGGAACAAUUCUAUGAGGAAAAACUCAAAGUGUUGGAAAAUCAGAUGAAGAAAGAUCUUGCAGAUAAGGAAGCACUUGAGAAUAUGCUCAGAAGACAUGAAGAAGAAGCACAUGAGAAAUGUAAAGUCCUGGCUGAACAGAAGGCGAUGAUCAAUGCAAUGGAUUCGAAGAUUAGGUCACUGGAGCAGAGAAUAGUGGAAUUGUCUGAGGCCAAUAAACUGGCAGCAAAUAGCAGCCUUUUUACCCAGAGGAACAUGAAAGCCCAAGAGGAGAUGAUUUCAGAGCUCAGGCAACAGAAGUUCUACUUGGAAACACAAGCUGGAAAGUUAGAGGCCCAGAAUCGAAAAUUAGAAGAACAAUUGGAAAAGAUGAGUCACCAAGAUCACACUGACAAGAACCGCCUGUUGGAGUUAGAGACUAGGCUGCGAGAGGUUAGUCUAGAGCAUGAAGAACAAAAGCUGGAACUCAAAAGGCAGCUGACAGAAUUGCAGCUGACACUCCAGGAGCGGGAAUCUCAAAUUACUGGGCUGCAGGCUGCACGGACAGCCCUGGAGAAUCAGCUCCGCGAAGCCAAAACUGAACUAGAGGAGACUACAGCUGAGGCAGAGGAAGAGAUUCAAGCUCUCACAGCACAUAGAGAUGAAAUCCAGCGUAAAUUUGAAGCCCUUCGUAAUAGCUGCACAGUGAUUACAGAUUUGGAAGAGCAGCUGAACCAGCUCAGUGAAGACAAUGCAGAACUGAACAAUCAGAAUUUCUUCCUUUCCAAACAACUUGAUGAGGCCUCAGGGGCCAAUGAUGAGGUUGUCCAGUUGCGAAGUGAAGUUGACCAUCUCCGUCGGGAGAUCACCGAGAGAGAGAUGCAGCUUACCAGUCAGAAACAAACUAUGGAGGCCUUGAAGACAACAUGUACAAUGCUGGAAGAGCAAGUAAUGGACUUGGAGGCCCUGAAUGAUGAACUCCUGGAGAAAGAGCGCCAGUGGGAAGCAUGGAGAAGUGUUCUAGGGGAUGAGAAGUCCCAGUUUGAAUGUCGAGUUAGAGAGUUGCAGAGGAUGCUGGAUACUGAGAAACAGAGCAGAGUGAGAGCAGAUCAGCGUAUUACUGAAUCUCGCCAGGUGGUAGAACUAGCUGUCAAAGAACACAAGGCAGAGAUUCUAGCCCUCCAGCAAGCACUAAAGGAACAAAAACUCAAGGCUGAGAGCCUUUCUGAUAAGCUCAAUGACCUGGAGAAGAAGCAUGCUAUGUUGGAGAUGAAUGCGCGCAGUUUACAACAGAAGCUUGAGACAGAAAGGGAGCUCAAGCAGAGACUUCUGGAGGAGGUAACCUUGGGAAUUCAUGUUAUAAAUUCAGAAGAAGGUUCCACAUAUUGA